Messenger RNA from Plasmodium gallinaceum, 4482 nucleotides. Its product is annotated as conserved Plasmodium protein, unknown function. The transcript has a single exon. Lineage: Eukaryota; Apicomplexa; Aconoidasida; Haemosporida; Plasmodiidae. The record is from RefSeq and is a predicted model, not a curated record. Bases 1 to 4482 code for a protein of 1493 amino acids.
AUGGAUAAUGAAACUCCUAAAAAUCUUUUAAAUAACUAUAUAUUAAGAGAAAAUAAUAAGUUUGAUAAUUUAAAUAAAAUUAAAGAAAAAGAAGACGGUUACACUUUUUUGAUGAACACGUUAAACUUGUGUAAAGACAUUUCAAAUGAGAACGUGUUUUACAUAAUUAUUGAAAAUAUAAAUACUUACAUAGAUAAAUUGAAAAAAGAAAAGAAAUUUUAUGAUUUUAUUUUUUCUUAUAAUGGUGUCAUUGAAGAGUAUUAUUCUUUAAAUGAAGAGUAUAUAAUUUUUACUAAAAUUAUAGAAAAUUUGAAUUCAUUAGAUAUAAUUGAAUUAUUCAUAACUUUCAAUUUUAAUAAAAAAUUAUUUGAUAUAUUAUUAUUUUCUUAUAAUGAAUUGCAUCUAAUUGAAAUAAAAAAAAUUUAUUAUAUUUUAUUUGAAUUAAUAUAUGUAUUAAUUGAAAAUUUAACUUAUUACAUGGAAGAAAACACUUUUAGUGGAGAAUUAAUAGAUAAAAUGUUUUUAAGUAAUGACUUAAAAUAUAUUAAUAAAAAACAAAUUAACAAUAUUUAUACUUAUAUAAACGAAAAAAGUUGUGAUUAUAUGAAUAUGAUAUUUUCUUUACUAGAAUUCUUUUUAGACUUAAUUGAUAAAAUUUAUGAUUAUAUCUUAAAUAGCAACAUUGAUUGUAAUAAUUAUAUAAAUGAUUUGAUUAUAAUAAAAAAAGAUAUAUAUGAAAAAAUAGAUAAUAAUCCUAAUGAAAGACAUCAUCUUGAUUUAUGUAGAAAAGAACUUAAUUCAGCCAAAAUAAAUGACAUAUUAAUAAAUAAUAUAUAUUUUAAAAAAAGAGAAAAUACACAUUACGAUGAUAUUAUAGAAAAUUAUACUUCUAUAGAAAAAAAGGAUAAUGAAAACAAAUCAACUGAUAAAGAAAAAAAAUUGUUAGAUUGCACAUUUAUAUGUAAUUAUGAAGACAAUGUUGUUUUAAUAAAAAAUAAUAGCAAUGAUAAUAAUGGAGAUGUGGAAGAAAGAAAAAAAAAAAGUAGUUUCGCUUUCGAGAUAAAAUUAAUAAAUAUCAAUUUAAAUUUAUUAAAAAUAAUUAUAUGUACUCUUUUCAAAGCAAAAAAGGUUACACAUUAUAUGAAUGAAAAAAUUUCAAAAAGAUUUUUUUACGUAUUUAAUGAAAUGAUAAAUGAUAUUAUAAGAAGUCUAUAUAAAAAAAAACAUGUACUCUUUUUAGAUUACUUUUUUAGUGACAUAUUAAAAAAUGUUAGUUUACUAGUUUUUUAUUAUAAUGAAAAUAUUGAAGAUGCUCCUAAACAAACAAUGUUAUUUUAUAAAAGCUUAAAUAAAGUGAUUGAUCAAGUCUCUAUUUACCUACAUAAUAGGAAAAUUUUUUAUGAAUUGAAUUAUGAUAAAAAAAUAACAAAAAAUUUUUUUAACAUCAGAAAAUUUUUGUAUAAUUUUGAUAAAACGUACUAUAUUCUGUUUUAUUUAUUUUAUACAAUAAUAGAAAAAACAAACCGUUUAAAUAAUGAAAUAUUUUUAUUUUUUUGUAGUGAAAUAAUAAGUAAGAUCGAAAAUGAUGAAGAAAAAAAAGUAAAUAUUGGUGAUUUAGAAGAAAAAGAAGAAAUUAUUAAAUUAAAAUUAGAGAAAUUAUAUUUAAAUAAAAAAUUUUUAAUUAGUUACAGAAACGAAAAGAAAGAAAAAAGUAUAAACCGAAUUAUAACAAUUUUUAUUUUUCUUGAAAAAAAAAUAAAAAAAUAUUUUUGCUUUUUUAAAUAUAUAUUUAGUUUUAUAUGGAAUAAAUUUAAAAAAAGAAAAAAGAAGAAAAAAAAAAAUAUUUUAAGUGAUUUUGACUUAAUUAGAAAAAAAAUUAAAUAUGUCUUAUUGGAUAUAUUUAUUAAAUUUACUGAUGCAUUGGUGAUAUAUAAAUAUUGUUUUAAUGAGAAUAGUGACGUAAAUGUAAGAGUUUCAUUUUUUGAUGAGUUUCAUUUAUAUAUGAAAUCUGUGCAGCAAAUAAUUUUUACUACUUUUACUUUUGCACCUGAUGAUAUAAUUGAAAAAAUAGAUAAAUAUUCAAAAAAUAAAUCAAAGUUAGUUAAAUAUAAUAUUGAUCAAAAUGAGUUUGUUGAAUUUAACAAGAAACUUUAUUACUUUUAUGAGUUGAAUAAUAUAGAGAAUAAUAAUUUAAGAAAUAAAGAAAAAAAUACCAUAAAUAUAUCAGAUAAUUUUAUUAACAGAAAGAAAAAUAUUAGUGAAGAAGGAGAAUAUGAAUAUAAUAUUUACAAAGGAGAUAAUGUAUCAUAUCAUGAAAAUGAUAAUACUAAUACCAAUAAAGAAAACAUUUGCAAGCUUUAUUCAUCUAUAGAACAAAUAAUGAAAUAUGAUUUUCAGAAUUGUAAAAAAAUGGAAAAUCCUAAUAAUUUUAUUGAAUUUGAUAUGAUAGGAUUAAAUGUUUUAAGUGUUAUUUUUAUGAAUAUAAUGAAAGAAAUAAUUAAUAAUAAAUAUAAAUUUGCUUAUUUUAAAAAGUCUAUAAUUCAUAUUGAACUUGUAAAGAAAUUAUUAUAUGUAUUAAUUAAUAAUAAUAAUAAUAAUAUAACUGAUAAUAUUAAUGAUUUUAAAGAAAAAAAAAUAUUUGCAAAUAAAGAAAAAAAAGAUUUAGAUAACUAUUUUUUCUUUCCUUAUGAAUUUUUAUCAUCAAUUAUUAUUUCACAAUUAAAAUGUUUCGUGAAUAACAAUUUAAAUAAUUAUAAAAUAUUUAUAAUAUUUCUUGAGUUCCUUUUUUAUAUUAGUUCAUCAAUUAAUCCUUUUUUUUUUUAUAUUUCAAAAAAAUUGUGGGAAUUUUUAGGAUAUUUUAUUAAUAAAAAUAAUGAUACAGAAUCCCUAUCAGCUUUAUUACACAUUUUAUUUUAUUUAAUUUCAGAUAAAGAGAAAAAUAAUGUUUUGAAAAGCAAUGAAAUAAUAUUUCACAAAAAAAAAAAAACUAAUAGUAAGCAAUAUUUCUUAUUUCUAUUUUUAAAAAAUCAAAUUGUUUUAAAUAGAAAUGGGAAAAAUUAUUUAUUUUUUUUUCAUAUUUUUUUAAAAAAUAUAAAUUCAGAAGAAUUAAUAUCAACGGUUAUGAAAAGCUUUUUCUAUAAAUAUCAUAUUAAUUUGCAAUAUUCUUUAAAUAUAUUAUUAAAAUAUUUAAAUGCUUAUGAACAAAAGGUAGAGAAAAGAGAAAAGGAAGACAAUGAAAAAAAAGAAUUUAAUAAUGAAAAAAAUGAAAAGAAAACUAUUAAUGAAAACAUAGAGAUAAAUAAUAUUGAAUAUAAGAAUAGUCAUAAUGUAAAUGUAUCAUUAUCAAAAAACGUAUUUCAAAAAAAUAUGGAAAAUGAUGAGGUAAUAGAUGAAAAUAGAAUAAUAUCUAUUUUUAUUUAUUUUGAUAUUAUUAAAAUAUUACCAAAAAGAUUCCUUCAUUUCAUAAACGAUAUAAAUUUGAUGAAGGAGUUUCAAAAUUUUUUUUACUUUUUAAUAUAUUUAUAUGAUGAAUUUAAAUUACUUGAAAAAAGAAAUGAAAAAUAUAUACACACAAAAAUUUUUAAUAAAAUAAAAAUAAUGAAUGAACAAUAUUAUUAUAAUUGUGCAAAAAUAUAUUUUCCUAUGAUAACAUCAUCAUUAAUAUCUCAUUUCGUAUUUUCGCUUUUAAAUGAAAACUCCUUUUUAUCAAAUUUCAGAAUUAUCAAAUUUUACGAAAAUUUUUUUAGUAAUAAGAAUUUAUACACUUUAUGUAAUAAUUACAUUUACAUAAAAAUUCUGAAUGAAUCUUUUAUAAUUUUGUUAUAUCUAAAGAAAAAUGAAAAAUACUUAAAUGAUUUUGAAAUGGCAAAUGAUAAAAAAAAUGAAAUAAAAGAAAGUGAAAAAGGAGAUAGUGAAAAUUUAUUAGAAUUUGAAAAUAGCAUGAGUAAUAUAAAAGCAUACACAACUAAUAAUAACAAAAUAGAUGGGAAUUUAAAUAUUUUUUCAUGUCUUUUUAAAGUAUAUAUUAUUUUUGUUGAAGAAUACUCUUACUUUUUUUUCUCAUCUAUGAUGGUAUUAAUUAAAAAUGAUAUUAUAUUAAAUGAGUAUGAUUUUAUAAAUUUUUAUAAAAAUGUACAUGAUAAUUUAAAAAAUAAAGAAAAAUAUUCUCCUUCUUUUAAAUAUUUAAUGUUAUCUAUACUUGAAUAUUUUUUUAAUAAAAAAAAUACAAUUUUGGAUAACGAAAGUACCGAGAGUACUACAGUAGAUAAAAAGGAAAAUAUAAAAUUAUUACAUGAUAGGAAGAAUUUUCUAAAUAUUUUUUUCCAGAAUUGUUCCUCUUCUCAGUUGUUAUCUAAUUUUUAUUUAAAAAAUGAACUUUCGAAAUUCUUACAAAAAAACUUAAAAAAUAUUUCAAGUGAGAAUGAUGUUGAAAAUUUAUCUGAUUUGCUAUUAGUUAAUCUUCAUAUUUGGACAAAUAUAUAA